GCCGGGCAGGCGGCCUGCGUGGUGCUGCGUCAUCGCCAGUGGCCGGUUUGAAUGAGGCUCUCGUCGCAGCGUGUCUGCCGCCGCCACCGCUCCUCCGCCUCGGCCGCUGCCACAGCUUCUUCGCGGCCCUCUCCCUUCGCCGCCCUUGCCAGGCCCAGCCUUCCUGCGCCGCCGCCGCCGCCGCCUCCCCGCGUGCCCCGCCAUGCCGCUCUACUCCGUUACUGUGAAAUGGGGAAAGGAGAAAUUUGAAGGUGUAGAAUUGAAUACUGAUGAACCUCCGAUGGUGUUCAAGGCUCAGCUUUUUGCACUGACUGGAGUCCAGCCGGCCAGACAGAAAGUUAUGGUGAAAGGAGGAACAUUGAAGGAUGAUGAUUGGGGAAACAUCAAAAUAAAAAAUGGAAUGACUCUACUAAUGAUGGGGUCAGCAGAUGCUCUGCCUGAGGAACCCUCAGCUAAAACUGUCUUUGUAGAAGACAUGACAGAAGAACAGUUAGCAUCUGCUAUGGAAUUACCAUGUGGAUUGACAAACCUUGGUAACACUUGUUACAUGAAUGCUACAGUUCAGUGUAUUCGUUCUGUGCCUGAACUCAAAGAUGCCCUUAAAAGGUAUGCAGGUGCCUUGAGAGCUUCAGGGGAAAUGGCUUCAGCACAGUAUAUUACUGCAGCCCUUAGAGAUUUGUUUGAUUCCAUGGAUAAAACUUCUUCUAGUAUUCCACCUAUUAUUCUGCUGCAGUUUUUGCACAUGGCUUUUCCACAGUUUGCAGAGAAGGGUGAACAAGGACAAUAUCUUCAACAGGAUGCUAAUGAAUGUUGGAUACAAAUGAUGCGAGUAUUGCAACAAAAAUUGGAAGCUGUAGAGGAUGAUACUGUUAAAGAGACAGAUUCUUCAUCUGCAUCAGCAGUGACACCUAAAAAGAAAAGUUUAAUUGAUCAAUUCUUCGGAGUUGAAUUUGAAACUACCAUGAAAUGUACAGAAUCUGAAGAAGAAGAUGUCACUAAAGGAAAGGAAAGUCAGCUUCAGCUUAGCUGUUUUAUCAAUCAAGAAGUCAAGUAUCUUUUUACAGGACUUAAGCUGCGACUUCAGGAAGAAAUCACCAAACAGUCUCCAACAUUGCAAAGAAAUGCUUUGUACAUCAAAUCUUCCAAGAUCAGUCGGUUACCUGCUUACUUGACUAUUCAAAUGGUUCGAUUUUUUUAUAAAGAGAAGGAAUCUGUGAAUGCUAAAGUUCUUAAGGAUGUUAAAUUUCCCCUUAUGUUGGAUGUGUAUGAACUAUGUACACCAGAACUUCAAGAGAAAAUGAUUUCUUUUCGAUCAAAAUUCAAGGAUCUAGAGGAUAAAAAAGUAAAUCAGCAGCCAAAGACAAGUGACAAAAAGAGUAGUCCCCAAAAAGAAGUUAAGUAUGAACCCUUUUCUUUUGCUGAUGACAUUGGCUCCAAUAAUUGUGGAUACUAUGACUUACAAGCAGUGCUGACACAUCAGGGAAGGUCUAGCUCUUCAGGUCAUUAUGUUUCAUGGGUGAAAAGGAAACAAGAUGAAUGGAUUAAGUUUGAUGAUGAUAAGGUCAGCAUCGUGACACCAGAAGAUAUCUUGCGGCUUUCUGGUGGUGGAGACUGGCAUAUAGCUUAUGUUCUACUCUAUGGGCCUCGCAGAAUUGAAAUAAUGGAAGAGGAAAGUGAACAGUAAUCUUCAUUUUAGCUAUUUAUGCUUAGGUGUGAAAUAAAUGUUAUUUGUUGAUCAUUUCUAUAACCCAGAGCUUUAGAGGAAGAGGUUUAGGUGGUUUUAAUGUGUUUCCCCUCAUGUGGAACAAAAGAGGGCAGAAGCAGACCACUCUGUUAUUGACCUAAAAAAUUACAGAAAAGAGAAAAUUGCUUUUGGACUAUGCUGCCCUGUAUAAAGGUGGCAGGAAGACAUUUUUAAAAAGCUUAUUUCUUGGGUUAAUUUUUAAAAAUUAUGAGUUGAGAUGCCUUUCAACCAUUACCUCCUGUGCUAAUUUUUCUCCCUUUUUCAGCCCAAGAUUCAGCAAUCAGAUGUUUAUUGCACACCUGUUACCCUAUUAUUUGUUGUUCUUGCAUGGUUCAAACCACCAGUGAUUCAGUAGCUGCCCAUCCUUUGCCUUAUCUAACAAAAAAUUUUGCCAGAAAGGUGGAAAGGAAGGAAGUGUUGAUCUCAUUGUGUAACUCAGUGCUGCUGUCCCCAUCCCAUGGAAACAUGGGUACAAUCAAGUAUUUGUCCAGCCUGAUUGUUGCUGGCUUUCCAUGACUUUAAAAUAAAUUGUGAUCAAUAAUA
This is a messenger RNA of Hippopotamus amphibius kiboko, 2287 nucleotides long. It is a transcript of the gene USP14, whose product is annotated as ubiquitin specific peptidase 14. Gene Ontology annotation, biological process: protein deubiquitination; proteasome-mediated ubiquitin-dependent protein catabolic process; regulation of proteasomal protein catabolic process. Gene Ontology annotation, molecular function: protein binding; cysteine-type deubiquitinase activity; proteasome binding. NCBI's taxonomy places the organism in Eukaryota, Metazoa, Chordata, Mammalia, Artiodactyla, Hippopotamidae. The transcript is spliced from 16 exons. The coding region runs from base 203 to 1684 and encodes 493 amino acids. The record is from RefSeq and is a predicted model, not a curated record.